Herpailurus yagouaroundi (jaguarundi) is the source of this 2837-nucleotide messenger RNA. It is a transcript of the gene FAAP100, whose product is annotated as FA core complex associated protein 100. Gene Ontology annotation, cellular component: Fanconi anaemia nuclear complex; nucleoplasm. Lineage: Eukaryota; Metazoa; Chordata; Mammalia; Carnivora; Felidae. Bases 54 to 2837 code for a protein of 927 amino acids. The record is from RefSeq and is a predicted model, not a curated record. Gene Ontology annotation, biological process: interstrand cross-link repair. The transcript has 10 exons.
CCGCCACGUGGGCGGCCGUAAAGCGCCCCGCCCCCCGAGCCUCCGCCGGCACCAUGGCCGGCUUCGCGCCGCGGGUCCAGUACUUGGCGGGCUUCCGCUGCCCGCUCGGGGGCCUGGCGGCGGGCAAGCCCCGCGUGCUGUGCCGCGGCGCCGAGAUCUUCGUGUCCACCGGGAGCGAGCUCGUCUACGUCUACGACCAGGAGGGGAAUCUGCUGACCGCCGUCUUCAGGUUUCCUGGUCGGGUGUGGCACCUGGAGCUCUCGGCCCUCGGCGGGGUGCUCUACGUGUUGUGCGCCCAGAAAGGCGUCUACUGCGUGUCGUUGGACCAGGCGAGCAGGUCUGUGAGCCAGGAUGACGGGGAUGACAGCGACAAGAAUGAUGAGGACAGUGAGGACGGCGAGCCCCCUUGCCCCGUGAUCCCCGUGGACCCAGAUGCCUGCAUCCUCCCUGACGCCACACUGUGUGCUUUCGUUGUGCUCGAUGACAUACUGGUCACUCUGGCACAGGGCCCUGCCCGGUGGAAGGUACAGCUGUUUCGGUGUCACCGUCCAGGGGAGGACGCCAGGCCCCCAGGCCAGAUCGGCGAGGUGGAGUUGUCCACUUCCAGCCCUCUGCCUGGGAGCCUUGGGGAGCCCACAGCCCCCCACUUCCUCCCAGUGCUGUGCUGUGUGUCACCACCGGGCUGCAGCGGGCUGUGUGGCCGUAUGCCGGGCUCUGGGGGCUUCACGCUGGAACGGGCCCUCUUUGGGCUGCUCUUUGGAGUUGACGCCUCCCUCUUGGAAUCACCUGUGAUCCUCUGUGGUCUCCCUGAUGGCCAGCUCUGCUGUGUGGUCUUGAAGACCCUGGUCACCUCCAGGUUGGCCCCUGGUGACCCAAAGGCCCUUGUCAAGAUUCUCCAUCACCUGGAGGAACCCGUUGUUUCCAUCGGAGCGUUGAGGACAGAGUCCUCGGGCGAGAACGUGGAGGACACAUACCCAGACUGCCUAGUGGCGCUGGGUCGCCACGGCCGGGUGCUGGCCGUCAAGGCCAGCUGGGACGAGGCGGGGGAUCUGGUGCCGGAGCUGCAGGAGUACCGGCUCCCAGGGCCUGUGCUGUGUGCAGCCUGUGGCGGAGGCAGCCGUGUGUACCACGGCACCCCCUCGGACCUCUGUGUCGUGGACCUGGCUCGGGGAGGUGCCCCCCAGGACCCCGUGCAGCCUGACAGGGGCCCGGGAAGCCUGCCCUCUCUGCUGUGUCCAGCCAGCUUAAGCGUGUGCGGCGUCGUCACGCUCUCCGUGUUGUCCGAGGUGCCUGAAGGUGGCACCAGGCUCCUGGCCCUGUCUGCCAGGGGCCGCCUGAUGACCUGUAGCCUGGACCUGAGCUCCGAGGCGCCCUGCCCCACCAGAGCGACAGUGGUGAACGCCGGCCGGAAAAUUAAGGAGCUGCUCUCUGGAAUCGGCACCGUCUCUGAGAGGGUGUCUUCUCUGAAGAAGGCAGUUGACCAGCGCAACCGGGCCCUCGUGUGCCUCAACGAAGCCGUGAACGUGAGCUGCGUCCUGCUGGCGAGCCGCGAGGGCCCCGGGCCCAUCUCGUGUACCACUGCCACCGCCUGGAGCCGCGCGCAGCUGCAGGACGUGCUGACGGCCACCUGCCGGCUACAGAACGGCAGCAGCUUCAGGCUGGACCGGGGCUGGACUUGGUGUGUGCAGGUGCGAACCCGCUCCCGCGCCUCAGCCCCAGACUCGGCCGGCUCGGCCACCACCUACGCCAUCCCCGUGGACCGGCUGGGCCCCGGCGACCGGCGGGAGGUGACGCUGCCCCUGGGUCCCGGCGAGGACGGCGCGCCGGACCUGCCUGUGACGGUGUCCUGUGCGCUCCACUACAGCCUCAGGGAGGUUGUGGGCGGGGCCCUCGCCCCCCCAGACUCUCCCGAGGACCCCUCCUUGGAAGGGUGCCCCCCCGACACGUUGCCUGAGCAAGACGGCGUCUGCCUGCCCCUGAGCGAGCACACCGUGGACGUGCUGCAGUGCCUGCGCUUUCCCGGACUGGCCGCGCCCCCCACGCAGGCCCCCAGCCCGCGCAGCCCCGCCGGCGACCCCGUGGACACCUUCUUGGGAGCGCGCCUCGGGCCGGGCAGUGAGCCGGACGGACCCGCUUCCCUGCAGGCCAAGUUCCUGCCCCCGUCGGUGGCCACCAUCAAGGUGUCAGCAGGGCUUCUGAGGGCCGCCCUGGGGGACGGUCGGCCAGGCGUGUCCCUGGGCUGUACCACCCUGCAGUGGCUGCUUGCCGAGAACAGCGCCCUGGACGUCGUGAGGGCCCGGCUGCUGUCCUCCGUCCGGGGAGUGGCCCCCGAUGGCACUGACCUCCACCUUGUCGUCCGAGAGGUGACAGUGACCCACCUGUGCGCGGCAGGGCCCAUGCAGGCCGUGGAGAUCCAAGUGGAGAGCUCCUCUCUGGCCAAUCUGUGCCAGGCACACCAUGCUGUCAUUGGGCGUCUACAGAGGAUGGUUGUGGAACAGGCUGCCCAGAGCUCCAGCCCACCCGACCUCCGUGUUCAGUAUCUCCACCAGAUCCAGGUCAACCACGAGACGCUGCUGCGGGAGGUGCAGACCCUGCGGGACCGGCUGAGCACAGACGAUGAGGCCAGCUCACGGACCACGGCGGAGCGGCUCCUGCAGGUGAUGGAACGCCACGCUGAGCACCAGGUGUCCCUCAGCCGUCUCUGUUGCUUGUGGUUCUCCGUCCCCCGCGCGCGGCUCCGAGCCACCAGAGACUGUCCUCCACCCGCUCCAGCCUGUUUCUCGGACUGGGGGUGCCGAGGCACCCUUAUGGCGACCCCAGCUGGCCCCUCCCGGUGA